Molecule: messenger RNA, 710 nt
Organism: Cylas formicarius (sweet potato weevil)
Lineage: Eukaryota; Metazoa; Arthropoda; Insecta; Coleoptera; Brentidae
Exons: 2
Coding region: 7-597 (196 amino acids)
Source: RefSeq, a predicted model, not a curated record
GGUGAGAUGUGGCGAUACUUAAAAGAUUGGUUCUUUUGCGAGAGUCCGCCCCUGGAAUUUGCCGGCAAGGACGAGGAGACCGAGAUGCUCCCUCGGGGGGGCCGCACACUUUUUGAUAAAGUCGAAGGAGUGCGGGAAGACGGGAUAGAGGACACCGGCGAUCCGGGCGCCCCGGAAGAAAACGUACACGAUGAAAUCCGGGCCGGGCCUCCUCGAGAAAUAGAAAGUGGCGUCGCCGACGGAGAAGGCGCCCACCGAGCGCUACCCGCGAGCGGAGAAGAAGAUAGGGAACUCGAAAAUUUACUGCCGGGUACCAGCGGCGCACUGGUUAACAUUCGGAACGAGCUCACAGAGGCGGACCGCCACGGAGAUGACAUCCACCAGGUCGAAGGGGAGGCCGUCGAUAGAGAAUCGGCGCCGAGGAACCCGCGUGAGGAGGAAGCCAGGAAGCGAGUGUGGGCGCUGCUGUGGGCCUUUAUGGCGUCCAUGGACCUCGCAGGAGUCCUAAUGUACUUCGUCGUGAUGUACUACAUGCUCGUCGUGUACAGGCCCAACUUCGCCGCCAUUUUCGGAUACGGCUACGGAAGAAACAUGUGAAAAAGACAAUAAACUUCAGGAUCUUACUUGUCUGUUGUUUUUUGUCCAAAAUACCUCAAUACAGACUCCGAUAGCUGUUUGACUUAUACACGGUUUCGAAAAGUUCAAUAAAA